This is a messenger RNA of Bradysia coprophila, 1375 nucleotides long. RefSeq lists its product as uncharacterized. Gene Ontology annotation, molecular function: RNA polymerase II cis-regulatory region sequence-specific DNA binding; DNA-binding transcription factor activity, RNA polymerase II-specific. Gene Ontology annotation, biological process: regulation of transcription by RNA polymerase II. The record is from RefSeq and is a predicted model, not a curated record. Lineage: Eukaryota; Metazoa; Arthropoda; Insecta; Diptera; Sciaridae.
UGACACUUAACACACUUAACUGAUACGAAAAGGAAAAUAAUAACAAGAAAUGCUCUUGCCAAAAUGUUUCAUUUGUGACACCAAAACAAUAAUUUACUGCGAGAAUGUGUUCACCAUCCAAUCAUGUCACACAGACACUCCGGUCAUCAACAUUUUAAAGAAGUUCGCCAAAGAGUUGGAACUGACCACAUUCCUGCCGAAAAAUCGGUACGGAUCAACGGUCAUCUGCCAGGCGUGUAUGAUUAAAAUAAAUGAAUACGAUCUGGCCUGCAUGACCGCCAAGAAGAUGGAAAAUCAACUGAAGGAUUUACUACAAAAGAAGGAGGAAAUCGACGAUAGUAAAUCGGACAGUGAUUAUAACCCGGAUGGAUUGUCCGGCGAUGAAGGAGAUGGAAAACAUAAUCACAAAGGUGGGUCGAAAGGAGUGGAGGUGAGUGUGAUGCGGUGCAACGUCUGCAACAUUAAUUUUAAAAGUUACAGCGAACUCACCACUCACACUCAUCAGCCAAAGAAAAUCAAGGGAUUGAUCAUCAAAAGAAUCAACAAAGACGGGCAAACUCGAAUUAUGGAACACUUUACGGACAUUUCCCCUUCACCGGCUAUCAAGACCAUGAAAAAUUCCAGCCCAACCAUCAAAUCGAAGAAAAUCAAGAAACGAAACUUUAGCUGCAGCCAAUGCGAAUGCUCAUUUUACAAGCGACAAGAGCUGCGGGAUCACGUAAAAGAAGCUCAUACAACAGAAGACGCAAAUCGAUGUCCUAUUUGUAGGGGCCUGUAUCCCGAUAAAGAAGUCCUGGAAAAACACAUACCGUUACACGAAGGUAAACAUAGACUGCAGUGCGUCGAAUGUAAUACGGUGUUCACGCGGAGCAAUGGUCUUAUGCGACACAUGUCUAUCCAUACGGGAGAAAAGUUCCACAUAUGUGACACAUGCGGCAAAGAAUUCAUUUAUCAGUCGUCCUUCAAACGCCAUUUGUUGGUACAUGGUAAUAUUAGGAACCAUAGCUGUGCGGUGUGCGACAAAAGUUUUGUCCAAACGACCCAUCUGAAGGUUCACAUGAGAUCACAUUCGAAAGAGAAACCCUACAAAUGUCCGUUGUGCGAGAGACUUUUCACCUAUCGAUACACCAUGCUAGCGCAUUACAAAUCCCAUCCGGGUGUUGCAAUGGAAGAUGUGUUAACGAAGAAGUCACACACUUGUUCAUUGUGCGAUAUGAGCUUCCCACAGCGUCGGAAGUUAGAUGAUCAUUAUGUGUCCGCACACGACGCUAUUAUUGAUGGAACGGGGAGGAGUAAUUUAUCGGAGGUCACCGAAAAUGUGGCGGUUUAUUGAGUCCAUGAAGAAAAUUAAAUAUUUUAUUUUGAUUUGAGUGAC